Penicillium canariense is the source of this 2550-nucleotide messenger RNA. RefSeq names its product GcvT family protein. Lineage: Eukaryota; Fungi; Ascomycota; Eurotiomycetes; Eurotiales; Aspergillaceae. Gene Ontology annotation, cellular component: mitochondrion. Gene Ontology annotation, molecular function: oxidoreductase activity; protein binding. The record is from RefSeq and is a predicted model, not a curated record. The transcript has a single exon. Bases 1 to 2550 code for a protein of 849 amino acids.
AUGUCCCCCACACAGCGUGUUGUUAUCAUCGGUGCCGGGAUUGUCGGCACCAAUCUCGCAGACGAGCUGGUCUCGCGCGGGUGGACGGAUAUCACCGUCGUCGAGCAAGGCCCGUUGCACAUGCCUGGUGGCUCGACGUCGCACGCCCCGGGCCUCGUGUUCCAGACGACCCCUUCGAAGACGAUGACUAGUUUCGCGACAUAUACCAUUGAGAAACUCCUGUCGAUUGAAAAGGAUGGCCAUAAUUGCUUUAAUCAGGUCGGUGGGCUGGAGGUCGCGACAACGCCUGCGCGGUUGGAGGAGCUCAAGCGCAAGCAUGGGUAUACCUCGUCGUGGGGGAUUGAUGCUCGCCUCGUGAGCGCGGAGGAGUGUCUGCAGAUCUACCCUCAUCUCAACAAGGAUAUGGUGCUGGGGGGUCUGCACAUUCCUAGCGACGGUCUCGCGCUUGCUGCUCGGGCAACUCAGCUGCUUAUUGAACGCACUCGCAAUGCUGGGGUCAAAUACCUUCAAUCGACACCAGUCACGGGGAUCGGGCGGGCAGCUGGUCGAGUGACUGGGGUGACAAUUCCCGGUGGCACUAUCCCGGCCGACAUUAUCGUUUCCUGUGCUGGAUUCUGGGGCGUGGAGCUCGGCGCAAUGGUUGGCCUCUCCAUUCCGCUCCUGCCGCUCGCCCAUCAAUAUGCCAAAACAACAGCCGUGCCCUCCCUCGUGGGUAGGGAUCUAAAUGAUCAAAUAAAUGGAAAGAACGCAGCACUCCCUAUCCUGCGACACCAGGACCAGGACCUGUACUAUCGCGAACACGGUGACCAAUACGGCAUUGGAUACUAUGGCCAUCGACCGAUGCCUAUUAAGGCCUCAUCAUUAGGUCUUACUUCCAAAAACGUUGAUGAGAUGAACAUGCCUUCUCGCCUCGAAUUCACAGCAGAGGACUUUGAUCCGGCAUGGAGGGAAACCAAACAGCUCUUGCCUAUGCUGCGAGACACCGAGAUCGCGGACGGCUUCAAUGGCAUCUUUUCUUUCACUCCGGAUGGUGGACCUAUCGUCGGGCAAGCGCCCAAUCUGGACGGGUUCUGGGUUGCCGAGGCAGUGUGGGUUACACACUCAGCAGGCGUUGCGCGCGCCGUCGCCGAGGUCCUUACCACAGGUCGCUCGCAGAUCGAUAUCUCGGAGUGCGAAUUGUCUCGCUUUGAGGAGGUCCAGCUGAGCCGGCCUUACAUCGAAGAGACCUCGGCCCAAAACUUCGUCGAGAUCUAUGAUAUCUUGCAUCCUCUUCAGCCGAGGGAGUCACCGCGACAGCUUCGAACCAGCCCAUUUUAUGCUCGUGAGAAAGAGCUGGGGGCCUUCUUCCUCGAACUUGGCGGCUGGGAGCGACCGUUCUGGUAUGAGGCGAAUAAAGAACUUCUCAACUACCUGCCAGCGAACUGGAAGCCCGUUGCGCGAGAUGGAUGGUCAGCUCACUACUAUUCUCCGAUCGUCGCGGCCGAAGCAUGGAAGACUCGCAAUGCCGUGGCCAUGUUCGAUAUGACCUCUUUUCACAGAUUCGAGGUUUCCGGGCCCGGCGCACUGGGCCUGCUGCAGCUCCUCAGCACCGCCGAUGUCAACACGACGCCUGGCACCAUCACCUAUGCUCUCCUUUUGAACGACCAAGGCGGCAUUCGCAGCGAUGUCUUCAUCUCAAGACUUGAGGAGAAUCUCUUCCAGGUUGGAGCUAACACCGCCACCGACCUGGCCUACCUCACCCGCGAAGCCCGCCGCCAAAACCAGAAGCAAUUCGUCCAGGUCCGCGAGAUCACCGGUAGCACUUGCUGCAUCGGGCUCUGGGGUCCUCGCGCCCGAGAUGUCAUCAACGAGAUCACCACAGACGAUUUCUCCAACAAGGGCCUCCCGUACUUCGGCGUGAAGCAAGCCCUAAUUAACGGCAUUCCCGUGACGGCAUUCCGCAAGUCUUACGUUGGCGAGCUCGGCUGGGAGAUCCAGACAACGGCAGAGUACGGCCUCCGUUUGUGGGACACCAUCUUCCAAGCCGGCAGAAUCCACGGCCUGAUCGCCGCGGGACGCGCUGCCUUCAAUGCUCUGCGAUUGGAGAAGGGGUACCGCAUCUACGGCACCGACAUGAACACGGAGCACAACCCGUACGAGGCCGGCGUGGCCCACGGCAUCAGAGCGAGCAAAUGGGACGAUUAUGUCGGCAAAGCUGCCCUUGAGCGCAUCUCCGCUUCCGAGCAGAAGCCCGCUCGGCGGCUGCGGUGUCUCGCUGUCAUCGAUGGCCGCUCCAUGGUCCUCGGCAAGGAGCCGGUGUUUUAUAAUGGCAAGGCGGUUGGAUAUGUGACUAGCGCUGCAUUUGGCUUCACUAUUCGCAAGCCGAUCGCGUAUGCCUGGCUCCCUGGCAGCCUCGGCGAGGGCGCUGGUGUUGAGAUCGAGUACUUCGGCCGCCGGAUCAAGGCUACUGUUGUGGCCGAGCCGGUGUAUGACCCGGAUAACAAGCGGCUGCUUGCUGAUGGGUUAUCUAUGGAUUCCGAGCUUCACUCGCCUAUCAAGUCUCGUCUGUGA